Molecule: messenger RNA, 2091 nt
Organism: Ascochyta rabiei
Lineage: Eukaryota; Fungi; Ascomycota; Dothideomycetes; Pleosporales; Didymellaceae
Exons: 3
Coding region: 1-2091 (696 amino acids)
Biological process (GO): positive regulation of transcription by RNA polymerase II
Cellular component (GO): nucleus
Molecular function (GO): DNA-binding transcription factor activity, RNA polymerase II-specific; zinc ion binding; transcription cis-regulatory region binding
Source: RefSeq, a predicted model, not a curated record
AUGUCCGCAUUGGUCCAUGAGCGGACGCUUGCACCAGACUUCAAGGCGAAAAAGACUAAAUCUAGGAAUGGCUGCGGACGCUGCAAGCUGAAGCGACUCAAAUGUGACGAGACUGUCGGAUCGUGCCUUCAAUGCAAGAAGAGAAGCGUUCCCUGUCCUGGUUACGAAAAGACCUUGAAGUGGUCAACCAAGUAUGAGGUUUUUCAGCCUACACAGUUCACGCCGUCGUCUCCACCUAAACCAAGGUCGGCAUCGGUUGGAGUUCGCAAGACUUCCAAGGCUGCUGCAUCCUCGCUUCCGCAAAAUGUUGCCAAUGGCAUUGAGGCCCUUGCUGCUGUGCUCCCUGCAAGUAGGAAGAGCGCAGAAGUCGAGAUGACAGAAGACGACAAGCAGGCAACACCACCCCUAGCCUCACCACCAUCACUAAAGGAGCCUGUCGUCGCCCAAGGAUCCCCUACAGAGGACGAAGACUCCCCCCGAGACAUUGAACCGUUCCCGAUGGAUGACAUCUAUGUCUUGGAUCCUGCCAUGCUUGAUGGUAGUGAUGAUGCAAUCCCCUUACCUCACGACGAGUUUUACUUCGACCCGUUCGCCAACGCUGACCUUGAUACCACUGCUCUGGACGACUUUGGUGGCUUCGGUGGCUUCGAUCUUGAUGCUGACCCUGUACCUUCCAAGUACAACGAGUCGUCAGCAGAGUGUUCCGUUCUGACUACUCGAUUCUACAGACUUCCAAGCCCCUCGCCGAACCCUUCGUCUCCCGAUGACCAGGAGUCACUUCUUGUUCAACAUUAUUUCAAAGACGUUUGCGCUGUCUUUUCUUCUUUCGAUUCUCACCUCAAUCCUUUCAGGACCACGAUUGGCAAAAUCUAUCAGGACUCUCCUUCCAUCAGCUAUGCCAUUCAGUCAAUGUCCGCCGCUCAUCUCGCUAACACAUUUCCCUAUAUGGCCGCGAUUGGUAACGACCUCCAGCGCAAGGCUGUUGCAGCAUUUCAGGAAGAACUACCUCUGGCACAAGCUGGCCACAUUAGCUGCACAAGGACGUUCCUCAGCAUCAUGUUGCUCGGUCUCACCACCUCAUGGCACGACACCAACGCUCUUGGUACAGAGUUCCUUGCCACCGCUCGAGGCCUCAUCUUACCAAAGUUGAUGGACAGGUCCCAAGAGGCCGAGGUGCAGCGUGAAGCACAGUUUUUCGAAGAGUCUCUCAUCUACUGGGAGAUGGUCAUGGGGUUUGUUACAGAGAAUGCUAUGAGCUUUUCGAGACCGUCAGGUAUGCGCCCUCGCAUAGUCUCCAACAAGAAGAGCAUCCCUGCAGGCCGACGAUCCGACGGGAAGAUUGUGCCUCAUCCCUGGACAGGUAUAGCCCCGAUGGUUCAGGCUCUGUUCGCUGAGGUUGGCCGACUCGUUCGUAGCGAGCGAUCACUGAACCGAGACUCUGUCAUGGAUCUCAUUCUCCGUCAAGAGAACCUUCUCAACGCAUCAUCGUUGGAGGAAGAUCUCCUGGCGGUGGACUACCCCUCGGUAGGCGAGAUCGCUGACACCGGUGAUGAUCGUACGCCAAAGGAACACUUCACUGUCCUAGCCGAAGCGUACCGCUGCGCUGGUCUGCUCGAGAUCUACCGCGUCUUCCCUUCCAUUCUGCGCAAGCGUCUGGGUACCAACAAGCUGCCUGUAUCUGAGAACGUCGACUUUCAGUUUCCCAUGCCUCGCUUUGAGACACCCUACGAAGACAGCGACAUCAAACUAUGGCUCGGUUCGCUCGCCAUGCACAUUUUACAGAUGAUCGAGUCUCUGCCAGCAUCCUCGGGCACGUUCUGCAUCCAGCAGCUAGUCAUCACGGUAGCCGCCUGCGAACUCAAGCUUGUCUCGUCGGUCGACUUCUUCGACGUUCAUGCCAACGACUCCAAGGUACUCCAGGCGAGGGAACGUGUCAUCCGACGCCUAGAAGUGUACGCUCACCGCCUGCCUGGCAAACCACUUGGUCAGUUGAUCAGCCUGAUCAAGGAGACAUGGCGACAGUCCGAUGAGGGUACCGACACUUUUUGGAUUGACAUCAUGAACGAGAAGGGGUGGCACACGAUCAUGUAG